GACUGAUACCUUUAUGUUGACUCCUACUGAUGAGGAAAGUGACCACCAGCUCCUCUCUCACAACUCUCAUGUAGCUGAGAGCCAAGAUCAGAAAGGAGGCAAGCAUGGAGACUCAGGCUCAACUAGAACUGCAGAGCCAAAUGAACAGAAUCUACAUCACGAAAGCACAAGUCACAGUAACAAUGUAGACAACCCUCACCUGUCAGAGAUGCACUGUGAUACUCACACAGGUAAACUGCCUUUCAAAUGUGACACAUGUGGUAAAGACUUUAAGAUUAAAUCAUUACUAGAGAAACAUCUGAGAAUCCACACAGGUGAGAGGCCGUUUGCAUGCAAAAUAUGUGAGAAAGCUUUUAGACUUAAUGAUCACUUGAAACAGCACAUGAGAAUCCACACAGAUGAGAUGCCAUAUUCUUGCAAAAUAUGUGAGAAAAAAUUUAUUGAGAAAUCAUCAUUGAACUGUCAUAUAAGAACCCACACAGGUGAGAAGCUGUUUGCAUGCAAAACAUGUGGGAAAGCUUUCAGAAAUAAUAGUCACUUGACAAUCCACACGAGAAUCCACACAGGUGAGAAGCCAUAUUCUUGCAAAAUAUGUGAGAAAAAAUUUAUUGAGAAAUCAUCAUUGAACUGUCAUAUAAGAAUCCACACAGGUGAGAAGCCGUUUGCAUGCAAAACAUGUGGGAAGGGAUUUAUUAGGAAAUCAGCAUUGAACUGUCAUAUAAGAAUCCACACAGGUGAGAAGCCAUAUUCUUGCAAAAUAUGUGAGAAAAAAUUUAUUGAGAAAUCAUCAUUGAACUAUCAUAUAAGAAUCCACACAGGUGAGAAGCCAUAUUCUUGCAAAACAUGUGGGAAAGCUUUUAGAUUUCGUGGUGGCUUGACAUGCCACAUGAGAACCCACACAGGGGAGAAGCCAUAUUCCUGCAACACGUGUGGGAAAAGUUUCACUUGGAAAUCAGCAUUGACGUCUCAUCAUACAAGAAUCCACACAGAGCUCCCACAGCAACAUGUCUGUAAGGAUCAGGAGGUCCUCUCUGACCAGCAGCACUAA
This is a messenger RNA of Cottoperca gobio, 1048 nucleotides long. Its product is annotated as gastrula zinc finger protein XlCGF17.1-like. Gene Ontology annotation, biological process: regulation of DNA-templated transcription. Lineage: Eukaryota; Metazoa; Chordata; Actinopteri; Perciformes; Bovichtidae. The coding region runs from base 14 to 1048 and encodes 344 amino acids. The record is from RefSeq and is a predicted model, not a curated record. The transcript has 4 exons. Gene Ontology annotation, molecular function: RNA polymerase II cis-regulatory region sequence-specific DNA binding; DNA-binding transcription factor activity, RNA polymerase II-specific.